Dinoponera quadriceps is the source of this 2396-nucleotide messenger RNA. RefSeq names its product cysteine-rich protein 2-binding protein (gene Atac2). The transcript is spliced from 7 exons. The coding region runs from base 234 to 2246 and encodes 670 amino acids. Lineage: Eukaryota; Metazoa; Arthropoda; Insecta; Hymenoptera; Formicidae. Gene Ontology annotation, molecular function: acyltransferase activity, transferring groups other than amino-acyl groups. The record is from RefSeq and is a predicted model, not a curated record.
ACGAACAGACCUAAGUAUACGUUUUCUCGCUUCAACUUAUUACGCUAGUUCAGCGGUGCAGCGAAAACGAACAAACCUAUAUACUUGUCCCGCUUCAACUGAUUGCACUAGUUCAGCGACGCGAAAACUAACAGAUUUUAUUACAUAACCUAAAAGUAAAUAUUUUCUUUCGUAGGGACAAUUGAACCAUUUUGAUACUGAUUUCUGCUAGUAAAUAGAACCGCAAGGAAAAAAUGUUAGAAGUUGAAGAAGAAAGCGCAACAGAUGGUUUAAGAGAGUCAAAAGAGACCAAUAAUAUCAAAAGUUGUAACAAUUGCGGAAAAGCAUGUGAUCCUUAUGAUAAACCAGCAUUAAAUUGUAGCGGUGGAUGUAAUAGAAAAAUACAUAUAAAAUGCUUGAAAAGAGGCAGUGUACCAACUCCUUUUGUGGGAGAUGUUUUCUUCGAAUUUAAUUGUGCCUCUUGCAGUCAGUCAAGUGAAGAAACAGUAAUACGUGAUAAGAUGCCAUGGCUCAAUGUCAUUGUCUUAACGCUUUAUAAUUUACGUGAAAAAUCUAGUGGUAUCAGUAAUAGAGGAUAUUUUCAUUGGAAGUCUGAUAUUAGUACUUUUGUAGACAAACACUGGGAUGUUCUAUUUAAAAAGUCUAUCAAAAAGAAAAAAAAUUGGACUGGCACUAUUUCUGGCACAUUAUCUCAUUAUGGUGGAAUAUUUUUCAAAUCUGGCACUAUUGAAUUAAAAGAGUCUGGAUGGUGGAAAUUAAUGCAUACUGAUCCUCCGGAAAUUUUAAUUGCUAGAAAUAAUAAAGUGAUACAGGAUAGAAAAAAAAACUUGAGUACAAAAUUAUCUGGUAAGUCAUCUGGUAGUCCUGCUCAAUCAGACUCCAGCAUCUCUAUUGGAGAAGAUAGCAACUGUGGAAGAGAAUUGAUCAAGCAACAAAGUUUAUCAUCUCUAUAUUGCCAUGUUAAUGUUCAACCCACUGAUAUGUUAUCUGAUUUUGUAGUUGAAGAUAAUGAGCCACAUGAUUUGAGUACCGGGGAUAAUAUAAUGUUAAGUAGUAAGAACCAUGUUCUUUCAAUCUUUGAUUUAAUAUCCGACCAUCAAUAUGAAGAUACCAAUUUUUUGACACGACCAACGGACGAUUAUUGCGAGUGGUUGUGUAACAUGAGUCCUCCAUGGUUGAAUGACACUGGCAAUGAAGACAAAAACACAAAAGAAGAAGAAUAUGAUGAGGAUAGUAAUGAAAGUUCUGUUUCUAUACAAGAACAACCUAUAGCUUCAUUAUUCAAAGAAACAAGCCGCCGGAAAUGGCCUUGGUCCAAAAGAUCCGCCAUUACUGGUGCAAAGAUACCACGCAUGACACGCCAGGAAGAAGUUUAUUUAUUACAAAAAGUCAACAAGACUGAUCUCGACAAAGCAUCGCACCAUGUUAGAAGACUAUAUAGAAAAUUAGCAGUACGUAAAACGAAAAGAGAAUAUGGGCUACCUUUGUUGGACGUCGAUUGUUUAGAAUCAGAGUCAGGAGCAUCUAUGGAACUAUCGAAAAAUAACGACCGAGUAUUGGAUAGAUUUUUCGUCGACGAUCUGGGAUCCAUUUUUGAACAAAGGCUGCAAGGUUAUAGCGAACCUACAGCCGUGCAUAGUCCCUAUACGAAUAGACUUUUGAAACCGUUCAUAAGGCGAGAUACUUGCUCGCAGCCAUUAUGGUUAAAAAUCAUGGAAGAAGUAUGCAUGAAAGCGAAUCAAAAUAAUCCUGAGUGGAAACCGUCACCCAGGGCACCUAUCGAUUAUUCCUACGUUAAACCACAGCACAUCCCUGCAAUCAACAGUCUCUGCAAUCAAUUCUUUUGGCCUGGCAUAGAUCUAUUCGCAAUGUUUUUUCUUCUUGUUUUAGUGACCGAAUGUUUGCAGUAUCCAGACUUCACCUGUGUUGUAUUGUACAAAAAAUUAGUCAUAGGAUUCGCGGUAUUAGUGCCAGAUGUUGGAUACAAUGAAGCCUACAUCUCAUUCAUCUUGACGCGACCGGAAUGGCGAAAAGUCGGCAUUGGCACGUUCAUGUUGUAUCAUUUAAUACAGACAUGCAUGGGACGAGAUGUCACAUUACACGUGUCGGCUACGAACCCCGCCGUAAUAUUGUACCAAAAGUUUAGCUUUAAAGUAGAGGAAUUUGUUCAAGACUUUUAUGACAAAUACAUGCCGCCAAGUUCACGAGAAUGCAGACACGCCUUGUAUUUACGUCUAAACAGAUAAAGUAUAAAAUUUCUAAUCAAUUUAAAAAUGUCUCUUAAUACUUGUUUAAUUUGGCUCCCGGUUUAGCAUCACAUCUUUAGCGGAUUUGUUUUUGAUGUUUUGUGAAACAUUUCAGUUCACUUCUUCAGAAUAAAGAACAACUUAAAAUUC